Tripterygium wilfordii is the source of this 722-nucleotide messenger RNA. RefSeq names its product protein NUCLEAR FUSION DEFECTIVE 6, mitochondrial-like. The transcript has 4 exons. NCBI's taxonomy places the organism in Eukaryota, Viridiplantae, Streptophyta, Magnoliopsida, Celastrales, Celastraceae. Gene Ontology annotation, cellular component: mitochondrion. Bases 126 to 404 code for a protein of 92 amino acids. The record is from RefSeq and is a predicted model, not a curated record.
CAAUCUGAUAGGGUUUUAGUCCCUGCUUUCAGGGUGUAGUUCAGAAUCACAUUCCCUCACAUACAUUCGUACGACAGCUUCGUUCCUUUUCUUUGAUUUUCCUUCCGACUGUUAUUGUCGUCGAAAUGGCCUCUUUCGCCGCCGCUAGAUGCGUUCUUCGUUCGGCCUCAGUCCGUAGCGCUGCGGCUCGCCUCGCCUCCCGGGGUAGCUCCGCCAAAGCUGCUCCGUCACCCUUUCGUACCUCUGGCAGCAAACCCCUAACUCAUCGCGCUUUCAGGUGCCCUGUUGAAAUGAGCUCUUGUGUGGAAACGCUGCUGCCAUACCACACAGCUACAGCUUCCGCUUUGAUGACUUCGAUGCUCUCCAUUACUCGCCGCAGUUAUGGAUGUCGGAGGACUAGAUGAAGAUGGAGAAGCACUACUGGAAUGACUUGGCUGCCAACGAUGAUGUGUGAUAAAUCGGGGGAUUCAGGCAUGAUUUAUGAACAAAUUCAGCAUUCUAAGACAGUAACUGCCGGUAAAUUAGAAGUUUUGAAUGAGCAGCUGAAGAGACAAUCCUCCCAAUGGUUUAGAGAUGUUAACCUUGAUUGUUGAAAGCUUAAUGUUGAGUUCUUUGACAUGAGGUUGAGAUGUAUUCCAGAUUAUGAUACUUUUGGUACAUUGUUUGUUGACUGUUUGGUACAGUGAAUGUGUUGUCAGGAUUGGCUGGUAUUGCAAACCAUG